Molecule: messenger RNA, 435 nt
Organism: Bursaphelenchus xylophilus (pine wood nematode)
Lineage: Eukaryota; Metazoa; Nematoda; Chromadorea; Rhabditida; Aphelenchoididae
Source: the annotation of a GenBank genome assembly
AUGCGGGUCGUUGCCUUGCACAACGACUUGGUCGAAUGUCAGAAGAUCGACCCUCACGGCAAUCUCGGGCAAAUAGCCCUUAUUGCCAGAAGUCGAUUUGACUAUCGCCCUCGAAAAGACGCCAGAGCAGGAAUACGCUUUACGCGUUAUCAAUUCCCAUUGCAAUUGGCCUUCGCAAUGUCCAUUAACCGUGCUCAAGGUCAAACCUUGAACGUCGUUGGACUAUACUUGGACGAUCCCGUGUUUAGUCACGGCCAGACAUAUGUGUCGCUUAGUCGCACACGAAGGGCCGCCGACAUCCACAUAUACUCUCACGUCGAUACGGACGAGAUUGAUAAUGUGGUUUACGGCGAAGUCACAGAGUUCCUCCGCGAUCUCGAUGCAAUUUACGAGAAUCAAAAGUCGAAAUACCCUCAGAAACCUGCUGGGAAAUAA